AUGCGGACCGUGAUCUUUUUGGUGGUGUUUGGAGUGUUGGCCACCGUGUCCGGGCAGCAGCAAACCGAAGCCAACAACGUUCAGAUCAGUGGAUUUCUCUUCGAGCUGCUGCUAACACACCUCUCCGCUUUGGAGGGUCGCAUACAGGAGAAGCUGGACGAGUUGGCAAAAAAUCAAACCCUGCAGAUCGAGCAGCUGAUGCGCAGCCUUCAGGCUUCGGGAACCAGCUUGAAUCAACGCUUAAGUGGAUUACCGAAUCUCAAUGAACAGACGUCCCUGUGCCAACAGCUGAACGUGCCGUGCAGAGUGGAAACGAUCGAGAACCACAACGAUGGCCGACUUGAUGGUUCGUGGGUCGUACUGCAACACCGCUUCGACGGAUCACUGACCUUCAACCGGGACUGGCAUGACUACAGGGACGGCUUUGGUGAUCAACGGGGGGAACACUGGCUAGGGCUUAAGCACAUGCAUCGACUACUGACGGGGAACCGCCACGAGCUGCUGAUCCUGCUGGAAUCGUUCGAGAAUGAGACGGCGUACGCAAACUACGAUGACUUCCGCAUCGGUGAUGAGUCGGAGCAGUUCGUGUUGAAGACGUUGGGCAAGUACUCUGGAACUGCGGGCGAUUCACUAAAGUAUCACCUCAACUCGAAAUUUAGCACACACGAUCAGGACAAUGAUGCGCAUACGAAUAACUGUGCGUUCAUGUACCAUGGUGGCUGGUGGUACAAGGAUUGUUACGCAAGCAAUCUAAAUGGCCGUUACAUCAACCAGCAACAAUUCAAAGAAGAUGGCUUGAUAUGGAAUUCGUUCAAAGGACCAUUUACUUCUAUGAAAAUGAGUAAAAUUCUGAUACGACCUUACACUGGCACAAACUCUUGAUGAUCGUACGGACAUUAAUUUUCUUUCGUGCCAAUAAUCAUCCAUUUUGCAGGAAGGGAAAUGAACAAAUCCGCCAAACACAAUCACAACCAAUCCGCAACAUUCGUGCUAUUGUCCACUUCCGCGGAAACUGUAAUUAUUAGCCUCGGAAUGAGUCCUCUUCGAUGGCGUUUUCCUUUUCCUCCUCCAUUUUGGGAACGUUUGCACUGAUCGAUCGAGCACCCGUAUUCGAGCCAUUCAUAUUCAUGCCCACCCGCUCGAGCCAAAUCGAUACAACAUCGUUCUUGUUGUUGCGUACAAAAGGAAGAGGAAAACGGUACACAUGCCGGUUUUUUGCUGCCAUUUUUCUCCCCUCCAGACAGGCGGCAAGGAAAAACGACGUUUCUGCACGUCAACAAUCACAGACAAUCGAAACAAACACGGCCCGGGAUGUAUGUGGCUGUGUGUGAGUGUGCUGUGUGCAGGAAAAUGGCCACCCCAGUCACUUCCCAUCGGCUUAUCGACCUGCCUACCGUACGGCAGGGCAGGGCGCCUCCAUUGCUAAAAAUAAUCCAACAUGAAGCUCCAACGACGAAUGGGAACCAUUUGAAUCAACAACAAUCGUGGGCGAUGAAAUAUCACAGAAAAUUAUGAUAAUCUGCUUGUCGUACCAAUUGCACGCCAGCCAAUGAUCGUCGGCAGCGUCGAGUGAUUUGAUUUUUCCCUUUUUUCCUCCUUUCCGAUUAAAAUUGCAUCACCAACA
Molecule: messenger RNA, 1624 nt
Organism: Anopheles coustani
Lineage: Eukaryota; Metazoa; Arthropoda; Insecta; Diptera; Culicidae
Product: microfibril-associated glycoprotein 4-like
Exons: 3
Coding region: 1-882 (293 amino acids)
Source: RefSeq, a predicted model, not a curated record